CUGCAGGGGGAGGGGCUGCUAUUUCACAGGGACGCCGAGUGUUAGAGCGCUAGUCAGGUUUGGAGAGAGAUACAGCGCACUGAGGGGGAUCGCUACACUGUGAUAGGUACAAUAUGUCUGACAGAAAGGCUGUGAUCAAGAAUGCUGACAUGUCCGAGGACAUGCAGCAGGAUGCUGUGGACUGUGCCACACAAGCUAUGGAGAAAUACAACAUCGAGAAAGACAUUGCUGCCUAUAUCAAAAAGGAAUUUGACAAGAAAUACAACCCAACUUGGCACUGCAUAGUUGGCAGAAACUUUGGCAGCUAUGUAACACAUGAGACAAAACACUUCAUCUAUUUCUACUUGGGCCAGGUUGCAAUUCUCCUCUUCAAGUCUGGCUAGAAAAAGGCACAAUGAAAUUUAUGGACUGUAAUGCACUGAUGGCUGGAGCCAGGAUCCCCUCUAACAUGGCUGAGCAGCUGCAUGGACUGUAUACUAUAUUUAAUGUGUAUAUGUUGCAGUAAAAUGACUUUUGUUUAGUUGCCUGGAGACAAGGCGGCUUUAUUUUGUUACUGCUUUUCUUUUUUUCCUUUCCCCUUCUUGUUGUAAUGCACUUGGGGAAACUGUAAAUGCUUUUCAAUGGCCUUUAAAUGGGAAGAAAAUAAACUAUAAUACACCAAA
Messenger RNA from Rana temporaria (common frog), 662 nucleotides. It is a transcript of the gene DYNLL2, whose product is annotated as dynein light chain LC8-type 2. Gene Ontology annotation, molecular function: dynein light intermediate chain binding; dynein intermediate chain binding. The record is from RefSeq and is a predicted model, not a curated record. Bases 114 to 383 code for a protein of 89 amino acids. Gene Ontology annotation, biological process: cilium assembly; microtubule-based process. Gene Ontology annotation, cellular component: cytoplasmic dynein complex. NCBI's taxonomy places the organism in Eukaryota, Metazoa, Chordata, Amphibia, Anura, Ranidae. The transcript has 3 exons.